This is a messenger RNA of Penaeus vannamei (Pacific white shrimp), 405 nucleotides long. The record is from RefSeq and is a predicted model, not a curated record. NCBI's taxonomy places the organism in Eukaryota, Metazoa, Arthropoda, Malacostraca, Decapoda, Penaeidae.
AUGUAUGGUGUCAACAGAAAAGGCAAAAAGUGGUGGCACAGAAUAUUUUUUGGCUUGUUUGACAUGGCAGUUGUUGAUGCCUAUGUCAUAUACAAAGAAACCAAUGCAGAAAGUGCACCCCUGUUGAACUUCCGCAGGGAAUUAGCGCAAGGCCUCCUCACACUAGGAAAAAGCAACACCUCCCCAGGAGCUUCUAAGCGGCGCAAGGUUGCUUAUUCUGUUCCUGCCUCUGUUAGAUUCAACAGCACUGGUGUUCAUUGGCCUCACUUCACUGAAAAGAAGGGAAGGUGCGAGGUGUGCUCCAAAAAGGGGGUUGAGUCCAGGCCAUUCUCUAUCUGCAGCCACUGCGGCAUUCAUCUAUGCUGCAGUGCCUCCAAGAAUUGUUUCAGGGAGUUCCACUCAUAA